Folsomia candida is the source of this 642-nucleotide messenger RNA. RefSeq names its product translocon-associated protein subunit delta (gene Tapdelta). NCBI's taxonomy places the organism in Eukaryota, Metazoa, Arthropoda, Collembola, Entomobryomorpha, Isotomidae. Bases 113 to 595 code for a protein of 160 amino acids. Gene Ontology annotation, cellular component: endomembrane system; endoplasmic reticulum; membrane. The record is from RefSeq and is a predicted model, not a curated record. The transcript has 3 exons.
GAAAACACAGUGCCAACUCAUCACCACGACUACGGGAGAUUUUUGUGUGUAUUUUGCAGUUUUUCUUCAGUUCACUCUUGGCAACCGGCCGAUUAAAACCUAAAAAUUAAAUAUGUCUCCAUUAGUUACCUUGGUUUUACUGGGGGUUGUUUCUGUAACCACGGCAACGACCUGCAAAUUAACCAGCCCGACCUCCUACACGACCCGUGACGCCUCCGUCCUCACCUCGAUCGCCUACAUUUCCAAUUUCCAGUUGUCAUGCCAACCGAGUUUGGCUGGGAAAAAUGUCUACGCCGUGGAGGACUCGACUGGGGUCGUGGUUCCCUUGGGGAUCGGGGCCGAUGGGUCCUAUCAGAUCUCCAUCGUUAAGGAGGUCUCAACCCAAACGAAAGGUGACCACACGUUUUCGAUCCACUCGGACGAAGGGCUGAGCCAAAUAAAGAAAAAGCAACCGGCCGUCGCCUUGGCAACCGUGGUUUUGAACCAUCCCGGAGCGUGGUCUGGACCCUGGUUGAAUUCCGAACAUUUAGCUGCGAUUUUGGGGGUUUUGGUCGGUUACGCUGCUAUUUCGGGGAAGGGCAAGUUGUUGAGUUAGUGUUGUCAUGGUUAUUUGAGAAAUAAAUAAAAUUGUUGUUAUGGUAA